AUGGCUUACGAGGAGCAGGUCCGCUCGCUGGCGGACACCGUGCAGCUCUACUGGAAGGACCCGAGCGGCUGGCGGAGCUGUAAGCGCACGAAUGAAGUUUCAAUUUAUUGGAGACCAUCAACUGAGUUUUCUGGCAACAUAUACAAAGGAGAUGGAAUAGUCUCUGCGAGUCCUGAGGCUGUCUGGGAGUGCUUAAAACCAGAAGCUGGUGGACUUAGAACAAAGUGGGACCAAAAUGUGAAGGACUUUGAGCUGAUUGAAACUAUUAGUGAUACUAUCUCUAUAUGCAGAACUCUUACCCCAUCAGCCUUCAUGAAGAUUAUUUCUCCAAGAGAUUUUGUAGAUGUGGUGCUAAUUAAGCAGUAUGAAGACGGGACUAUAGCAUCUGCUGCAACCAAUGUGGAACAUGCACUCUGUCCUCCCCAACCAAGAUACGUGAGAGGGUUUAAUUAUCCCUGUGGUUGUUUCUGUAUACCUGUUCCAGGGGAACCAGGCAAGACCCAAGUCCUCACUUUCUUUCAGACUGAUCUUGGUGGCUAUCUUCCCCAGACUGUAGUGGACUCAUUCUUUCCGAGCAGCAUGGCUGGAUUUUACAGCAAUCUGACCAAAGCGGUAAAGACAGUGAAAACUUGAGAGGCAUUUUCUCAAAGGAAAUCCGAGUCUCAUUGCUGGGACUUAGAAGGGAGGGUAAGAAAGGCUAUUAUUGGUGGCAUAACAGAUUAGAUUAAGAUAAAAAUGGAAGAAAUGAUGGGAUCAGAAACCGACCUGCAAUGCCUUUCUAACAAUAUAGAUAUGUAGGACAGUUGAAGUGGGAACAAAGUCGCAGUCCAUUU
Molecule: messenger RNA, 833 nt
Organism: Emys orbicularis (European pond turtle)
Lineage: Eukaryota; Metazoa; Chordata; Testudines; Emydidae
Gene: STARD5
Product: StAR related lipid transfer domain containing 5
Exons: 6
Coding region: 1-633 (210 amino acids)
Biological process (GO): cholesterol import
Molecular function (GO): cholesterol transfer activity; cholesterol binding
Source: RefSeq, a predicted model, not a curated record